AUGGGAAAUCCUUUUUCAUAAUUAACAUCUAAUCAGAAACCUUUAUAUCUCAUGAUAGGAUUGGAUGCUGCAGGAAAAACAACUAUUUUAUAAAAACUAAAAUUAGGAACAGUGGAAAGCUAAACUCCAACGAUAGGAUUUAAUAUAGAAAAAAUAUAAAGUAAAAAGUUUGAUAUAAUAUCUUGGGAUAUUGGAGGAGCAGAUAAAUUAAGAAUAACUAUGAAACCUUAUUUUUAAGAUAGUAAAGGAAUAAUUUAUGUUAUUGAUUGUUUUGAUAAAGAAAGAAUGGAUGAUGCAAAGCAUCAAUUACAAAAAAUUUUGCUUGACUCUUUACUUAUUGGAUAACCCCUUUUAGUUUAUGCAAAUAAAUAAGACCUAGUAAAAAUGAAUUCAAUAGAAUUAGCUAUAGAAUUGAUGAUACAAAAUCUUUCUAAAAAUUGGCAUAUUUAACCAUGUUGUGCAAUUACUGGUGAAGGGCUUUAAGAUGGGUUAAAUUGGAUUCAAAAAUAACUAUUGCUCAAAUGA
Molecule: messenger RNA, 525 nt
Organism: Paramecium pentaurelia
Lineage: Eukaryota; Ciliophora; Oligohymenophorea; Peniculida; Parameciidae
Source: the annotation of a GenBank genome assembly